Anopheles funestus (African malaria mosquito) is the source of this 1198-nucleotide messenger RNA. It is a transcript of the gene Gmer, whose product is annotated as probable GDP-L-fucose synthase. Gene Ontology annotation, molecular function: GDP-L-fucose synthase activity. The transcript has 4 exons. Gene Ontology annotation, biological process: nucleotide-sugar biosynthetic process. NCBI's taxonomy places the organism in Eukaryota, Metazoa, Arthropoda, Insecta, Diptera, Culicidae. The record is from RefSeq and is a predicted model, not a curated record. The coding region runs from base 197 to 1168 and encodes 323 amino acids.
CCAUUGUUUACAUUUUCCACUCCCAGUUGACGUGUCAAAACCAUAGCAAAACAAAGAGCAAAUCAGAACGAAACACUGCUAAUCGCUUUUCGGGGUGUUUUAAACACCGAGUGUUAUGUUUGUGAGCCUUUUUUACACCCUAAAGUCUGUAAAAUUUGUUCGCAUUAUAGUAGCAUAAAACGUUUUCGUUCCAAACAUGGGCAAAGUGGUGUUGGUUACCGGCGGAACCGGUCUAAUCGGGAAGGCUAUCGAAACGGUGAUAAAAGAAGAAAAUCCUGCGGAUGAGCGAUGGAUUUUUGUCGGAUCAAAAGAUGCCGAUUUAACCAAUUUAACUGCAACGCGGGAAAUGUUUCUAAAGCAUCAACCAACGCACGUGGUACACCUGGCGGCGAUGGUCGGCGGAUUGUUUCACAACAUGAACAAUAAUUUGGAUUUCUUUCGCAAAAAUAUGCUGAUCAACGAUAAUAUUCUUCUGCUUAGCCACGAGCUGAAAGUAAAGAAGGUCGUAUCGUGCCUAUCGACCUGCAUUUUUCCUGAUAAAACAUCCUAUCCCAUCGAUGAAACUAUGAUUCACAAUGGUCCACCGCAUGAUUCGAAUUUCGGUUACAGUCACGCCAAGCGUAUGAUCGACGUACUAAAUAGAGCCUACAAUCAACAGUACGGCGAUAUGUUCACUUCCGUAGUGCCUUGCAAUGUGUUUGGACCGCAUGAUAACUUUGUGCCGGGUGUAAGCCACGUCAUUCCGGGUAUGAUUCAUCGUCUGCACGAGCUGAUAUUCGUUAAAAACACCGACCAACCGCAAGAAAGUAAAGUAUUCUCCGUGUACGGUACGGGUAAGCCUCUUCGGCAGUUCAUUUACUCGCUGGAUCUUGCCAAACUCUUCAUCUGGGUGCUACGUCAGUACGACAGUGUUGAACCAAUCAUCCUAUCAGUCGACGAAUCGGCCGAAGUUUCGAUUGCACAGCUCGCUGAAUCCCUGGCGAAAGCUUUCGAAUUUAAAGGAAAACUUGAGUUUGAUACCACCAAAGCCGACGGCCAGUACAAGAAGACGGCCUCAAAUGCGAAGCUAAGGAAGCUUCUACCAGACUUUCAAUUUACAAACUUUGAUGUCGCAAUUAAGGAAACCGUACAGUGGUAUACGGCUAACUACGACCAGGCAAGGAAGUAAAUAAAGGAAGGAUUUUCUUUGAAACAUAAA